This is a messenger RNA of Didymosphaeria variabile, 1719 nucleotides long. RefSeq names its product Mitochondrial-processing peptidase subunit alpha (gene MAS2). The record is from RefSeq and is a predicted model, not a curated record. The transcript is spliced from 2 exons. Gene Ontology annotation, cellular component: mitochondrion. Gene Ontology annotation, molecular function: metal ion binding; metalloendopeptidase activity. Lineage: Eukaryota; Fungi; Ascomycota; Dothideomycetes; Pleosporales; Didymosphaeriaceae. Bases 1 to 1719 code for a protein of 572 amino acids.
AUGUUAAGACCGCGAUCAAUCAGACCGCUGUCGCGAGGCCUUGGCCAAGCCUCUUCUUCCAUCACAAAGUCUGCAUCAUGUGCAGGUAGACGUGGGCUGGCGACGGUGGUCGCGGAAGAGAAGGACCCUGUAGAGCUCGAAGAAAUCACGACCCUCCCUAAUGGUAUUCGCGUUGCGACCGAAGCCCUCCCAGGGCACUUCUCCGGCAUUGGAGUGUACGUCGAUGCCGGUUCGAGAUAUGAAAACGAUGCGCUGCGGGGCGUGAGCCAUAUCAUAGAUCGAUUAGCUUUCAAGUCAACAGCUUCUGCGAACGGAGAUCAGAUUGUAGAGAAGAUCGAGUCAUUGGGCGGCAACAUCCAGUGUGCAUCUUCGAGAGAGUCACUCAUGUACCAGGCCGCAACCUUCAACUCCGCCGUGCCGACCACCGUAGGCCUCCUCGCGGAUACCAUUCGCAACCCGCUCAUCACCGAGGAAGAAGUUCAACAGCAGCUGGAAACGGCAGACUAUGAGAUCGGCGAGAUAUGGUCGAAGCCCGAGCUGAUCCUGCCCGAGCUGGUGCACAUGGCGGCUUACAAAGACAACACCCUGGGCAACCCGCUGCUGUGCCCGAAGGAGAGAUUACCGCACAUCAACCGCGCAGUCGUGGAGGCCUAUCGUAAGGAGUUCUACAAGCCGGAAAGACUGGUCGUUGCAUUUGCUGGUGUGGAGCAUAAGGAGGCUGUUCGGCUAGCAGAAAAACAUUUCGGUGACAUGCAAAAGGGAACUGGGCCAUCGCUCAUCCAGACUGGUGGGGAAAGCAGCAUUACUGAACAACCGACCUUCACAGCAUCGCAUCCAACACCGACCGGCGCUCCUCCGCAAUCUUCGAAACUCCUGUCUAAGAUACCCUUCUUCAAGAACCUCUCCACAUCCGCAACAUCAAACGCUUCCGUAAACGCCUCCUUUGAUCUUAACUUCCCUCCGAUAGAUACCUCUGUCCCGUCGCAUUACACUGGCGGCUUCCUCACCCUCCCUCCGAUACCCCCUCCGCUAAACCCUGCUCUUCCUCGUCUCUCGCAUAUUCACCUUGCCUUCGAAGCACUUCCUAUCUCCUCUCCUGAUAUCUACGCUCUUGCAACUCUCCAGACGCUGCUGGGCGGUGGCGGCUCCUUCAGCGCGGGUGGCCCCGGCAAAGGCAUGUACUCACGCCUCUACACCAAUGUACUCAACCAGCAUGGUUGGAUAGAGUCCUGCAUCGCUUUCAACCACUCGUACACCGACUCUGGUCUCUUCGGAAUCGCCGCAUCAUGCGCACCCGCUCAGGUCUCGCAGAUGCUGGAAGUCAUGUGCCGUGAACUGAACGCUCUCGGUUCAGAAACGGGCUACGCUGCGUUGAGGGAUCAGGAAGUACAGCGUGCGAAGAACCAGCUGAGGUCCAGCCUACUCAUGAACCUUGAGUCCAGGAUGGUGGAGCUUGAGGAUUUGGGAAGGCAGGUCCAGGUUCAUGGUCGCAAGGUUGGCGUCAAGGAGAUGUGCGCCAAGAUUGAGGCCGUCACUAUCCAGGAUCUGCGCCGGGUAGCUAGGCAAGUGUUCGGUGGAGAGGUGAAGAACACGGGUGAUGGCAGCGGAGCACCGACCGUAGUAUUGCAAGAGGGCGAACAAGAAGGGCUGAAGAGGAAGGACUUUACGUGGGAUGAGAUACAGACGAGAAUCGCAAGGUGGAAGUUGGGCAGGAGGUAG